Messenger RNA from Pristis pectinata (smalltooth sawfish), 3123 nucleotides. It is a transcript of the gene spryd3, whose product is annotated as SPRY domain containing 3. The record is from RefSeq and is a predicted model, not a curated record. Lineage: Eukaryota; Metazoa; Chordata; Chondrichthyes; Rhinopristiformes; Pristidae. The transcript is spliced from 11 exons. Bases 106 to 1362 code for a protein of 418 amino acids. Gene Ontology annotation, molecular function: protein binding.
UUUUGCUAGAGGUGCGUCAUAUAGUUACUGGGGUUAGAGAGGGAGUCUUUGCCGGCAGCUUAAAGGGAAUUUACACAGAAAGCCCAGGAUCAGUAGUCACGGGAAAUGGAAGACUUCAACUUGCACUACAGGUUCCUAAAUUGGAGGAGAAGAAUAAGGGAAAUAAGAGAAGUACGCGCAGUACGCCAUCAAGAGAGGUACAAGCGCAUUCUUGUUGAUGGCGACAUACUGAGUUACCAUGGAAACUCGGAUGAAGUUGGCUGUUACAUGGCCCCUCGUCCUUUGACAAAGGAGAACAAUUAUUUUGAGGUGUGUAUAGUGGACACUGGUGUGAGAGGGACAAUUGCAGUAGGACUAGUCCCUCAGUAUUACAAGCUAGAUCACCAACCAGGAUGGCUUCCACAUUCUGUUGCUUACCAUGCAGAUGAUGGCAAGUUGUUUAAUGGAAAUGGUGUGGGCCAACAGUUUGGGCCAAAGUGUUUUGCAGGUGAUCGAAUUGGGUGUGGUGUCCAGGCAGAGUCCUUUGACAGAGGAAUGGCAACUGUGUUUUUCACAAGAAAUGGAAAAGAGGUAGGGUCUGUAGUUAUGGCCAUGUCUCCGGAUGGAUUGUUCCCAGCAGUUGGAAUGCACUCUCUUGGAGAAGAAGUUCGCAUUGACCUUCAAGCAGAAUGGGGACUGGAUGAGGAUGACAGUGUCAUGAUGGUCGACAGCCAUGAAGAUGAAUGGGGCCGUCUACAUGAUGUUAAAGUUUGUGGAACACUAUUAGAAUAUGUCGGCAAAGGGAAGAGCAUAAUGGACGUAGGUCUGGCACAAGCAAGACAUCCCCUCAGCACCAGAAGUCAUUACUUCGAAGUAGAGAUAGUUGACCCAGGUGAAAAAUGCUACAUUGCUUUGGGAUUGGCACGAAAGGAUUACCCAAAAAAUCGGCAUCCUGGCUGGAGUCGAGGAUCAGUGGCUUAUCAUGCAGAUGAUGGCAAACUUUUCCAAGGAAGUGGAGUGGGAGAUCCCUUUGGCCCUCGCUGCUACAAGGGUGACAUCAUGGGUUGUGGUAUCAUGUUUCCUCGAGAUUAUAUUUUAGACAGUGAUGCCGACAGCGAUGACUGUAUCGACGCUGCAGAAGUGAAGUACAAACAGAGACGUGUGAGGAACAUCAUGUAUUUUAAUGAUGAGGAUGAAGAGGAUGAAGGAGAAGAUAUGGAGCAAGAAUAUGAUAGAAAGAAAGUAACGGUAUUUUUCACUCGAAAUGGAAAGAUAAUUGGCAGGAAAGAAGCACCAGUGCCAUCUGGAGGGUUCUACCCUACUAUCGGAAUGCUUAGCAAUGGAGAAAAAGUUAAAGUCGACCUGCAUCCUCUGAGCGGCUAAGCUGUUCACCCUCUUCUCACUGAACACAGCAAGCAAACGCAUGCUCUAUUUCCUACUGCCAUCUACUGGCUGUUUCUGGUGUUGCCUGUAACACCACAGAGGGUGCACAGUAUUGACCGUUAUAUUUGGCCAUUUUAUGUAACUCUGCUAUUCUGUUAGUGUAUUUAACAAACGGUUAUAUAGGGCAAGUGAUUAGUCUGAUUUCUUUUUCCCUUCAGUUUUGUUACAUCCUGCUUUAAAACACUAAAAAUCUAUCGCUGCUUUCAAAUCUUUUGCGGUUACUAUAUUCCAAAAUUAAUUAUUGAUUACCUCAAUUGCACGCCCUUGGCAUUUGCUAAGAACACUCCCCAAUACUGCUUUUUCCCUGCACAUCCCCAGGGUUAUUAAACAAUCAAUAUUAGAUGGCACAUUGUAAAGUAAUCCGUUUCCUCGUUGCUGUCUGCAAGCUGCUUUUGAAGGAAUGUUUUCAAGGAGCCUUCUGGCUGUCAGUACAACUCUUAAGCUUUCUGCAACAAGUGAAGUACCAACUCACUUAGUCUUGGUUUGAAUUCCAUGGUCAUCAGAGAGUAUACAGAUAUGAGCUGUCCUCUCCCCAGACCAGUGCCUUACUCACACUACUACAAGGCUGGUAUUCCUACCCUGUUAUUAACAUCAGUGUGUUAGCAACCACCUACCAUGAAGUAAGGUAAGAUAGAACAUCUAAUGAAAGUUUAUGGAAGCAUUUACAGCUGGAAGAUUUUCUUCAGCAGUGGGACACAGAAUUGCUGCAUGUUGGAAAGGUUUCUUGGCCCUUUUACACCGUUCCAGUUUCUGGCCACAUGUUAACUUUGUUGCAUCUGCUAUGGCCUUGGGUCCUUUCAGAUUUAGCAAGUUUAUCUUAAAAGUUGAUGCACUCACACAGUAGCUUUUGGCAUUAUGAUGUCUGACUAGUGCUAUCUGUAGAACUGAGAUAAAUAAGUUACAUCAUGAAGUAGUGGGGAUGGAGCAGCAGGGUAGUGGGCGGGGAGAAGGUCAGGGGUGAGAAGUAGCCACCAAAUCCAACAAUCUCCAGCAGAGUCGGUGGGCAGUAAUCUGGUUGCAGGGACCUUGGCUGAAUUCUCUAUCCCAAUGGCCCAGGAUGUGGAGGACAUUUAAUCCUCCCAUUGCUGUCGGGAUGAAAUCAGCUAAACUCAGCACAGAGCAGGGGCUACUACUCAGUAAUGGGAAUUAAAGAUUUAAGUUCUGAGAUGUUUGAGUUUGUGAAUAAAAUUUUUGUGAAGAGACAAAAGCUUCAUUUAAAGCUGUGUGGUAUUAAAGUGCCUUUCGGAUCUAUUCUAGACUAGGUUAGCAUACAUAAAAAAUGCAACAGCAAAAUACUGCAGUAUUCGCUAUCUCAUCCCACACACAUGCUCUAGGCAGAAUACUGGAUGGGGAGAUGUGAGCUGGAGUUUACCUGGAUUGUGCAUACCCCAUAACAUUCAGGGGUUACUUAAAGUUUCAUCCCUCUCUCCAGACUUCCAAAGUGGUUUCCAAGUUCAUCACCUGUGACAUAAAUAACGGGGUUUAUGUAGAACAGGCACAGAUGUGUAAUGAUGGCAAAGCUGCAGCUGGCAGGGAGUCCAUGGGGUAUGCUGGUACUUGAGGCAUUUUAAAACCAGUUGACCCAACCCCGCAAGAAGGAUGCAAGAGCAAUUAAAGAACUGGAGUGAAUCCAGCUAAAGGCUUCAUCGUCUAACUCAUUUUCCAUAUCUCUUCCCCCCCACCCCCCACACCAAAGCUAAA